Molecule: messenger RNA, 1206 nt
Organism: Lodderomyces margitis
Lineage: Eukaryota; Fungi; Ascomycota; Pichiomycetes; Serinales; Debaryomycetaceae
Product: alpha/beta fold hydrolase
Exons: 1
Coding region: 1-1206 (401 amino acids)
Source: RefSeq, a predicted model, not a curated record
AUGUCAUUCACACUCGAAAAGAAACAAACUAAAGCUCAUCCAAUUAGAGCUAAUGGUGCUACCUUAAUAGCCGAGGAUGCCAAAAACUUGACUGUCGUGUACAAUAAAUACAAAUCAAACUGUCCCCGUCCAAACCCCCAAUCGCAGUUGACUUACAAUUUGGUCUUUUGCCAUGGAACAGGAUUCAAUAAAUCAAUCUGGAACUAUCAUAUAAAGAAAUUAUAUCAGCUUUCUCAGUCGUUGCAAGUGCCAUGGUUUUUAGACACCGUUAUCAGUGCUGAUGCAGUCGGUCAUGGUGAUUCAAGUUUAGCCAAUGAUGGAAAAUUGGGCCCCGUUUACACAUGGGAUGAUGGUGCAAGAGAUGUUAUUGAAGUUGUUCAGCAUGAAACUCGUACUACUGGUGAUUUGGAGAAUGAUUUCAAUUCAAGGACGGUGAUUAUCGGCCACUCUAUGGGCGGGUUUGUUGCCACAUACGCGGCAUAUUUGGAACCGACUUUAUUUGAUUCAGUAGUGGCUAUUGAGCCGGUUUUGUUUGGUACCCCCGACAAUGCCCAGUUGUACAUCAAGUUAUUCAACAAGAUUUCUCAGCUAAUAUUGGAUACUUUUGACACCGAAACAGAUGCUAGAUUCUUUUUCGAGAAGUUUUCCUUCACCAAAUUCAUUCACCCAGAAGUGAUGAAUGAUUUCAUAGCGGAUGAAAUAUACAAGACCAAGAAUGAAGAAGGUGAGGAUAUUUAUAAAGUCAAGUGUUUGAAAGAUGUCCAAGUAGCUGCGUAUUUGGGCUCCAUGAUGUCGCUUCCUAAAGGUAUGUUGGCAUUACCAGCAUUGCGUGUGCCAUUUUUGCACGUUAUUGGGUCCAAAGCUAAAUGGAAUCCACCCGAGAGUGUCGCUUGGGUCAGAGGUGCUAUUGAUCCACAAUACUUUGUUGGUGGUGUUGAUAUUAAAGAUGGAGAACAUUUAGUCAAUGCUGAAAAACCCGACGAAGUUGUUGCAAUUAUCAAGAAUUUCUUGACAAAGAGAGAUGAAGUUUAUACAAAAGAGAGAUCGGAAAUUCCUGAAGUUGUCUUGAAGGGGGAUAGAAAAGCGUUGCAUGAUCAAGAGUUUGGUAAGUUGUUAAGAGGUGAUCUUGAGGAUAUUUACGGGUAUGAGCUUGCAAAACAUGCACCUUUUGAUCUCACUUUGACCAAGAAGGAUAGCAAAUUGUAG